AUGUCGUCCUUUAUAAACAGUGGCGGAACAAAGCGAAAACGUCGGCAAUUACCUCCUAUCACACGUGAAGCAGCAGAAGCCAGAGAAACCGAAUACAAUCAAUCUCAGCAUCAUCCGCCAGUUGUGCAACCAACGGCUAAGCGGUACCGUCACGCGGCCAAACUGUGGAAAGAGUUUCUUGAAGAUUAUAUACACGAUGACAGGCCUUCUUUGCAACGGCACGAGGACGUCCCGUCGGCUGGGCGCUUGAAACAUUUCAUGGAAUGGACAUUUGAUUCAUCUAUUGGCGUACUUACAGAACGCAUCACAUUAAAGACUCUUAAAAACAUGUGGUUUUGUUUUCGGUCUAUGUACAGGAGAGAAACUGACAACGUUAUCCCGGAAGACGUAGGGACUGAUGUACUUUGCUUCAUCAAGACAGAGCUCAGGGAGAAAGGUCUUGCGAAAGUCCAACGACGGAAAGCUAUAGCCGAUGCACUAGACGUUGGCUGGUUGCUGACAGGCUUAUGGUGCCACUACCCAGACAAAUUUCCCCAUCCCCGGUAUAUGGUACAGCUUAGCUUCUUUUUGCUCUUGAUAGUAUAUACCGGAGCUAGGCCUGGUACCAUCAUCGAAUCAUCAGCUUACCGCGGAAGCAACCAAGCAAUGUGUUAUAAAGAUUUCGAAUUGAUUGGUCUCCCAACUGGACCAGGAAAUACGCUUGAACUUAUUCUAAAGGUCAGAUUUCGUUACGAGAAAGGGAAUCGAGAUCAGGGAGGAAACGACUGUAAGGAUUACAAAUGGGUAGCAUUCCGUGAAGACCGCACUUGCCGUGGGAGGUGUCCUGUUACUCAUUUUAUCAGUCUAGCGUUAGCUGAUAACGUUUUCGACGACCUAAGAAGUCCAGCCCAGGUGAAGUACCUCAAAUCUCCAGGUCUUGAUCAGUGCCUACCCUUCAGAUAUAAAAAGUCUAAGCUGGAUUUGCUGGUCUUGCGGCAUUGCAAUAGGAGUGGUGCAAUUUCUCUAGAUCAGGCAAUGAAUUACAAGGAGACAGCAAGAAUUCUUGCGGACUUGGGAAUAUGGCUAGGGCUUCGAGAUAUUUUAAAACCGUACAAUCUCCGCCGAGGAGCCGCCAACAAAUUUGAGGGUGAAACUGAGAUCAGCGCAAAUCAGUACGCUCAACUCCUAGGUCAUAGUGUCAAGAUGAUGGGAGAGAGCUACAUAUCGAAUAUAUCGGCUGUUGAUGUCCAAGGGAUCAUAAACGACGAAUCGCUUCGACAGGACCAUAUUCAAAAACUUCGAAGUAUGAGACUGCAUCUAAACCCAAAUGCCCCUAUUCACCUCCCCUUCUUGGAAUGUGAGGCUGUUUUGGACAAUCCGGAGCUUAUAAAACUUGAUGCUCAUCUCAAGAGUCUCGAAAAGCGACGAGUAGAAGGUGAUAGUAGCGAGCUUCGUCAAGAACAUACUCAGGCAAUAUGGAAACGAAAACAUUACUUUGAACAACUCUACUAUAAAGCUCGCAUGCAAUUUCGAGAUAACUCAUUUGACCUCGCCGACUCGAACAGAUUGCGGAAGAUGAUCCAGGACGGCGAAAACGGAAUAUCCGCCAAUAAAGACGACAAAAAGCCGCUCGAAGUUCCUCGUCCCAAGUUUAUAUCAUCCGCCCAUUUUCCUGAUCGCUUUACGGUCGCUAAUAGCUUCUGGAGACAAACUCCUCGUCACGAUUCUAUUCCAGACACGAGCCUUAUUCAGAGUCUUUACAAUCUCUGCGUUCCAGAAGAAUAUAUCUCUUACUACCAAGGAGAAGCACCGGUCGAAGGUCACUGCCCAAUUUGUAACCAGAAAAUGGCAGACAUUUCUAGCAGCCAGCAAACAGGCCAUAUACACGACUGCUUCGGUCGCAUACAUGAAGAGAAAGCAAGGGUGGCAUUCUUGCUUACGCGUCUUCAGCUUUGCAAAUGGGGGAAAUGCAAGACUGAAUUCGUCCAAAAAUCUAACCACCUUCCAAAAGACUUCGCUAGUAAUAUAUCCGAUGCUAAACAGCGGCGAAAUCUUAGGGCUAAGGAGUCGAGGCGCUUAAACGAUCUGAGGCGCAAUGAAGGGCUUGACGUUAGUCAUAAUCAGGCAGUUCAAUCACGGAAGACGAUAUCGAAUCACCUUAAACAACAUCUGGCGAAAGAUCCAACUGUUUGUCUUUGGGACAAAUGCAGUCUCCAGUGCGCUUCCCAGCAAGAUCUUAAGCGUCACCUGUGGAAGUCACAUGGAGUCACCCUAAAGCAGGCCUAUUUUAAGCCGAAGUUCUGCUUCGAGCACCCUGAUAGUGGUUGGUUUACUGAUGAAUUCGACUGGGAAGACCAUUGCGAGAUUCACAUGCAGACUCCCCGCCGCAGUCUUAAUCUCGCACGGUCUUAUCACAUGUUUACAGCUGGUCUACAGUGCCCUUUCUGUCUGGAUACUAAGGCGUUAUUCUCGAAGCGAUUCACUCAAUUCACGAAUAGAGGGACAUUUAACGUUCAUGUAGACGCCCAUAAGAAGGCUCUUUGCGACCAUCUGCUAAAGUGUCCUGUUCAGCCGUGCACAGAAGACUUAUUUCCAAGCUAUUUCAAGUUGCAAAUCCAUCUCUUCGACGUUCAUGAUCACAAGUUAAAGGGAUUCACGCGUAGUCGUGGAUUUCAACAGGACAACAUCAAGCCCUGUCCACAGCCCGACCAUUUGCAAGAGCAAGAUGAUGCGGAACACAACGCCGACAAGAUCGAAGAUAUGUUCAGAGAGGAGUUCGGUGACUGGGUACCUAAUUUGGAAAAUGAGAGCGAAGACGAGGAAAAUGAUUGGGCGGAUGAAAGUGAGAAUAGAUCAGAAGGUGGAAUAGAGGAUGGCAUUUUAUUUUUGAAGGAUCAAAGCAAGCGGAAGUUGUUAGAUGCUCAUUUAUGUAAACGUCAGAAAUACUAA
Lachnellula hyalina is the source of this 2928-nucleotide messenger RNA. RefSeq lists its product as uncharacterized. Bases 1 to 2928 code for a protein of 975 amino acids. The record is from RefSeq and is a predicted model, not a curated record. Lineage: Eukaryota; Fungi; Ascomycota; Leotiomycetes; Helotiales; Lachnaceae. The transcript has 5 exons.